Ricinus communis (castor bean) is the source of this 2421-nucleotide messenger RNA. RefSeq names its product PHD finger protein At1g33420. The coding region runs from base 113 to 2230 and encodes 705 amino acids. The transcript has 5 exons. Lineage: Eukaryota; Viridiplantae; Streptophyta; Magnoliopsida; Malpighiales; Euphorbiaceae. The record is from RefSeq and is a predicted model, not a curated record.
CCUAAUAAAACACCGUAAAUUAUAACAAAACCGACCUAAGAAAACCCCCUCUCACUCGCUCCUUGUAUAUAUAUAAUAACACUGACAACACGCGACACCCGCACUGACGACGAUGGUAGUAAACGACAGGCCUCUAAAAAGACCAAAAAGAAACCGAGUCACCGCUAAUCUCUACGACUUCUUCACUUUCCCUGAAGCGGCCGUCGCCGAUGAGGAGAGGCCCUUUCGCGAUAACAUCAAGCACUUCCUGUCACGCCACGCGCGUGUUACCUACCCUCCCCCGCUUUUCCCCUGCUUGCUCACGUGGCAGAUCGUUUUUCGGGUCGGGGAUCUUGUUGAAGAGCCAGAUCUUUCGCCUGUUGUUGUUUUACUUGAUAUUGUCGAAGAGGAUGUUACUAGAACCACCACCGCCACCAGAUCUGCUUAUUGUAACCAGUGCCGAGUCAUUGGUUGGAGUGAGCAUCCAGUAUGCACAAAACGGUACCAUUUUAUGAUUAGAGCUACAAGCAGCAGCAGUAGUAGCAAGUGUACGAAAUGCAAUAAUUUGUUGGAUUUAUCAGAUUCAAGGUGCAAGUGGUGUCAUUCUGCGCCUAGUAGUGAUGAUAUUGAUGAAUGGAUAUGUUCACAAUUCGAAGAUAACUCCCAUCUAUUGCACGGUGUGGUUCACUCCAAUGGAUUUGGUCAUCUUCUUAGAGUCAAUGGAAGAGAAGGUGGUUCUGAUAUUCUUACUGGAUAUCAUAUCAUGGACUUUUGGGAUAGGCUUUGUGCAACGCUUCGUGUCAGGAAGGUAUCGGUGAUGGAUGUAUCAAGAAAAUACGGGAUAGAGUAUCGCUUGCUUUGUGCAAUCACCAAAGGCCAUUCAUGGUAUGGUGACUGGGGUUAUGAAUUUGGACGUGGAAGCUAUGCACUCACAUCAGAUUCUUAUAAUGAAGCAGUGAAAACUAUCUCAAAUGUGCCUCUGGCCCCGAUUUUAUUUCAGAGGCGAAGGCCUCGAACACAUUUGCAAGCUGUUAUUGCUUUUUACCAGUCCUUGUCAGACUUGGAAGUUUUAACUUUAAAAGACCUUUGUUCAUUUAUGUUGAGGUUGAUCCAUCAGACCAAUGAGUCUUUAUUGCCUAAAGCAACGCUAAAGAAGAUAAGAUCUAGCACUUCAAAUGUGUUGUGCGCAUGGACAAGGAAUGAUGUGGAAUGUGUUCAACAAGCUAUGAUAAGGGUGCUGGUGGCAGCAUCUGGUGAGAACAAUUGGGUGUCUAGGCAUGCUCUUAAAGGUGUCAUGUGCAAGAGAGCAUCACCGGAGCUUCUUGAUUAUUGCCUUAAAUACCUGGGAGGGAAAUUGGCAGCUAAUAGCAUGGUGGUUCAAGCCAGAUGCAAUCCUAAUACAUGCGAUGCUGAAUACAGGCUUGCACCACUUAGUUUCAUGCAUUGUGGAGAUAGAUUGGAUAAAGUAUAUCCGUCAAAAGAGGAUAUCAAGUGCGACCUGAAGUUUUUACUUGAUUCCUUGCUCGAUCGUGAAACUACAGUGAACUAUGGACCCCAUGUGACGAGAGAAAGUGUGAUUGAUGCUGCAACAAAGCUUCUUGACUGCAAACAAUUUGUGAAGGACUACAGACCUAAGAAAAUGGUUGUAAAUAAUCCAGUUUCCAUUAAUAUUAUGUGUCAUGUAGAACUUUCAGAGCAACCUAAAGAUGACCCAGCCAUACCACCAGAACUAAUUAUACUACCAUUAAAUGCUACUGUAGCUGAUCUGAAGCGCGAAGCCUCUAAAGCUUUUCAAGAAGUAUAUGCGAUGUUUAGGAGGUUUGAAGCUCAAGAACUGCCGGAGUAUGGGUGUUUAGAGGAUUCAGUUACUCUAAAGUUUCUUGUCGGAACAAGUGGGUCAGUUAAAAUCAAAGGGACGUGCCCAUCAAAACAAACACUAAGCCAUUUUAGAAUGGAAAGGGGAAUGGAGAGAUGGACAGUAGAUUGUCCUUGUGGGGCCAAGGAUGAUGAUGGUGAGAAGAUGUUGGCUUGCGAUACCUGUGGGGUGUGGCAGCACACAAGGUGCGCUGGGAUUGAUAACUCGGACACAAUCCCGUCAAUGUUUGUGUGUUUGAGAUGCAUGAAUGCACGCCGCAGGGAAUGUAAAAGGAAGGAGGAGGUACCUUGUCAAUCUAUAACAACAUCAUCCACUUGCAGAGGCGAGGCAGUGCCAACUGGAAGUGUUGUGGGAGUAACAUUUAGUGUUCCAUAGGCUCUGUAUAUAUAUCUUUUUGUAAAUACUAAUAGUGAAGCUUUUGUUUUUGUACCUUUUGUGGGGUGCUUACUGGGGCUGUAUUUUUGUAUUUCUGGCCCCCCUUAGAAAAAUAUAAUUUGCAUCUGAGCAUAUGGUAAGCACCCUCAUCGUCGGUCUUCUGGUGCAAUAUUUUAGUGCUUUUGAUAUUA